AUGGAGAACCGGACUCGGGUCCGGUGUCCGGAGAAUGAAGAACUUGCGUCGUUCAUGUGGAACAAGUGGAAAGACAUGGCUGCACAACCGAAAGGUCUUUCCGAAAACAUGGAAAUGACACUUUCUAAAGCUCAUUUCAAUGUCUGUAACUCCAAAACCCCUAUUCUAACGAUUAAAGAUUUUUCUCUUAUUAAGGGUGUGGGGAAAAUGAUAUUGAGGCUGAUGCAGGGUUAUUUUGGAACCGGUUCCGGAGGUUCUGAACCAGGGACCGGUUCUGGAGGUACUGAACCAGCUGACUUGACCAAAAAGGGAAAUAAAACUAAAGGAACAAGGCGCUAUAUGCCUCAAAGGAACUCUGUGGCAUAUGCACUAUUGAUAACCCUUUACAGGGGAACUUCAAAUGGGAAUGAAUUUAUGCGUAAACAGGAGCUUAUCGAUGCUGCUGAAGCCAGUGGGUUAUCUCGAGCACCAAUUGCGCCAGAAAAAGGGAAAGGAAAACCUGGACAUUUUGGAAGUUCUCCACAGGAAUGGUACAGUGGAUGGAGCUGCAUGAAGACAUUGGUUUCUAAAGGAUUAGUUGUAAAAUCAAGUUGCCCAGCAAAGUAUAUGCUAACUCAAGAAGGUAAGGAAGCCGCAUGUGACUGUCUUAAAAGAUCUGGAAUGGCGGAAUCUUUGGACAAGUCGGCUUCUGUUGAAAUUUCUAUUCAUAUGGAUAAACAAAACUCAUUAGAUAUGGAAGUCAAUGCUUAUGAUCUGGAAUCAGAAGUGACAUCGCCAUUGAACCAGCAAAAGAAACCAAUUAAUGUUCCUUUUGAUUCCCUUGAGAGGUUUACAAAUAUGGGUUACUCCAAGGAGCAAGUUAUCAGUGCUUUUGAGCAUGAAUCCAGUAGCCAUCCAAAUAAAGAUGUCUCAUCUCUGUGGCCGGCUGUUUUAUGUCAUCUUCGGGAGGAGCAAGUCUAUGGUUCACAGCCAGAGCCUCAAAUAAUGACCAGUGCUAGUAAUGUUGUAAAUGGUCCUAGAGUCUCCGUUAGAAAAGAGAACAGAACUGUGAGUUCAUCCUCUGGUGGGCAUGUGGCAAACUUAUGUUCUCCCGAUAUUCCAACUUUUCCCAUGAGAGCUUGUUCAUCCACUGAUCAUACUACGCAAAAGCCAAACAAGGAUGAGCUUGAAUCAAAGAUGAACAUUUUAAGUAUGCCGCCUUUGAGCUUGGGGGAAAGAUUUGAGGAUGCUUAUGAAGUAGUUUUAAUAUUGGAUGACCGGGAGCAGUUUGCUACACAGGGAUCGCGAUCUAGAAAAAUUAUUGAUAAUAUACGCAGCCACUUCAAAAUCAAAAUAGAGGUUCGGCGAUUGCCCGUUGGAGAUGGGAUUUGGAUAGCGCGCCACAAAAAUCUUGGCAGUGAAUAUGUGUUGGAUUUUAUUGUUGAGAGGAAGAAAAUUGAUGAUUUGCGUAGUUCAAUUAGGGAUAACCGCUACAAGGAUCAGAAGCUAAGACUUGUGAGGUGUGGGCUGAGGAAGCUGAUAUAUCUCGUUGAAGGUGAUCCAAAUUCUUCUGAAGCCGCUGAAAGUAUAAAAACAGCCUGUUUUACAACAGAGGUUCUGGAGGGAUUCGAUGUACAGAGAACAACUAGCCUAGGUGAUACCCUAAGGAAAAGGUGUCAAGACCUCGAAAAAAUGACAGUUAGUGAUGUAUUUGCCACCCAGCUUAUGCAGGUUCCACAGGUUACCGAGGAGAUUGCCUUGGCUGUGUUGGAUUUGUAUCCCACACUUUUGUCUCUUGCUCGCGCCUACUCACUACUUGAUGGGGAUUCUUGCGCCCAAGAGCAGAUGCUUCAAAGACAAAGUAAUAAUGUGAUCAAUGCAGCUGCUAGUAGGAAUAUUUUCCAGCUUGUUUGGGGAAGCUGA
This is a messenger RNA of Vicia faba (fava bean), 1902 nucleotides long. The record is from the annotation of a GenBank genome assembly. NCBI's taxonomy places the organism in Eukaryota, Viridiplantae, Streptophyta, Magnoliopsida, Fabales, Fabaceae.